AUGAAUUAUUCCACCUACGAUUCAAUACCUCGACCAAUCAAUUCUGAAGAUUUGAAGAAACAUAUCCAAGAGCAGUUAACGUAUUGGGUUUGCAUUGCUACCCAGAAGCGACACUUAUUUUUGUGGAACCCAUCCAACAGGAAAUACAAGAGACUGCCUGAUUCUGGUCUUGAAUUCCGAUACACGGAUUCUACUGCCGUACAUAGCUGUCUUCUUACAUACGGGUUUGGGCAUGAUGAAUUGCACGAUGAUUACAAAGUUGUUGCUAACUUAGUUCUAUGCUUGGUUCUUGAUCCAGGUGAGCAAGUGGUUAAAGUUUUUACUCAAAGGACUAAUUCUUGGGAGAGGAAUCAGGGUGCCAAACAUAUUCUUGUUCUACAAGAUUGGCGUGUAACUACUAAAACUGGUGGUACAUUUUCAAAUGACAAGCUUCAUUGGACCCCGAAUUCAGGCAGUUAUUACCACCGUUGUGAAAAGGAAAUUGUUAGUUUGGAUUUGGCUAAUGAGAGCUCUGGGGAGGUUGAACUCACAGAUCAUAUGGGACAGCCGAAAUAUCCAAGGGAUCAUUUCUAUAGAUGGACUAUAGGAGGUUUUAGAGAAAGGUGUCUUGCCUGUUUUGUGGUCAUAAUCAGGAUAAGCCAAAGUCGAGAAUUGUAA
This is a messenger RNA of Coffea arabica (coffee), 657 nucleotides long. Its product is annotated as F-box/kelch-repeat protein At3g23880-like. Lineage: Eukaryota; Viridiplantae; Streptophyta; Magnoliopsida; Gentianales; Rubiaceae. The record is from RefSeq and is a predicted model, not a curated record.